Phaeodactylum tricornutum CCAP 1055/1 is the source of this 2028-nucleotide messenger RNA. RefSeq lists its product with no specific name. Bases 1 to 2028 code for a protein of 675 amino acids. The transcript is spliced from 6 exons. The record is from RefSeq and is a predicted model, not a curated record. Lineage: Eukaryota; Bacillariophyta; Bacillariophyceae; Surirellales; Neidiaceae.
AUGCGCCUCCGGAAACAUAGCAAUCGUACAAAUGCACCCUUUAUUGCGAAUCAUGUCCAUGAGACAUGUCGCAAGGAGGCAUACCGUAACAUUCGUCAUAAUGCCCAACCUGUGUUUACCAUGCACUGUCAAACAGCGUUACUAUCCUACCUCCAGGUUUUCGUAAGUAAGUUUUCGUUGCCUCCCUACUUCCUCGGAAUUGCUGGUGCCGAAAACCCCUUGGAGUCUUCAGGGUUUGUUGGCAAGUCGUUCCGUGAUUACGGGUUGCUCUGGUUGGGUGAGGUAGAAAUACCAAUAGGCCCAAAAGACUCCAACCCUGAUUCUGGUUGGGACGGGCUUACUACCCGGCGUAAAAUAGUACAGGGGGCCAAUCAAACCCUCGACAGUUUGCGUACGCGUGCGAGCCCCAUCAUGGUGUUGACCAGUGAGGAUGUCUACGCGCACUUCUUAGACAAUGUGUUCUUGCUCUCCCAGGAGCAUCCGAUUCGACUAUUUCUUAUGCAACAAGGUUUUGAAUCUAUGGAGGACCUCUUUGGCAUAUUUGAAGAUGAUCUCAGUACCUUUGGAUAUUUUCGCACUGCUACUCUUAGAUUCAACAAGAACCCUCAAUGGUCCCUUUUGUCCCUUGCACACCGUCAGAUUCUUCGACACUUCCUGCAUUGGCAGGCAUCUCUUUGGCAUCAAAAGGGAAGCAGCUUGAAGUAUCUGGAGCUUGUUACAUUGACCGACCAGGAUUUCGCUCAGUACCGACAAUCAACAUUGGAAGAGAUACUUCCCGAUGACACCAACAAAGUUCAUGCUUGCUCUAGCAUGCCACCUGUUCCUAGCAAGACGGUCCUCAUGCACAUUCUGGACAAUGUGUUUGUGCUCUCCCAAGAUCACCCAAUCCGUUUAUGUUUUUUGCAGCAGAGCAUUGAAUCUAUGGAGGAUUUUUUCAGUUUUCUUGAAGAUGGCAUUGAUGCCCUCACCUUUUCACCCACACCUGCUGACAAAGGCAACUCACUUCCACAACGGAUGCCCAUGAAGCUUGGACACUGUUGGCUUCUGCAGGCUUUCUUUGACUGGCAAGUAUUGCUUGAAUGGGAAAAGGGGAGUUUUUUGGAGAAUUCGGAACUUGCUGCAUUGACCAAAGCGGAUUUUACUCGUUACCGACGAUCUGCAAUCAAGAAAGCCUCAACUGCAUCCCUUAUGCCAUCAGCUUCUAUCCUUGGUUUCACCAGGAAGGGCCUUACACCACAGGAUGGGGAGGGUUGUUCUAAGCCCAUCAACUUCGCCGAGUCGCAUAGAAUCGAAAGCAAAAAUUCCUGUGUCUUAAAGGGUUUACCUGAUUCCACUCCUGACAACCUCAUUGGAGAAACUUCGCCAACCAAUAGUCAGGAUGAUGGGGAGCAAUUUCGUGAACAACAAGCUUUUACCAAAAGUCAGAAUAAUGGGGAGCAAGUUUGUGAAUGGCAACCUUUUUCAACUGAUAGUCAUGAUGAUGGGGAGCAAUCCUAUGGAUGCACUGUACGAAAAUUUCUGGGUUGUGAUAAACCAUGCAACAUGCAAUUUUCGGUGGAUAUCAGUGAUUGCAAGUGUGAUGAAAGCUUUGCCUGUACCGAAAGUGAUGCCAAGUAUGAUGAAAACCUUGUUUCUAUCGAAAAUCUAGACAAACACGAAACCAAUCUAGAUGAAAAGUGGCACAAGAGGGACCGAGAAUGGUGUUUCAAGGCAUCUCCACCCAUAUUAGCAGUCUUGGUUUCUCGUCAAAUCACUGCUGCUCGUCGCACAGAAUUUGGUAAACCCACCUUGAGUCCGCCUCAAGGAAGUGUUGAGCUUGGUACCAACCGUACCUUGUUUGACAACACUGCUUACAUUGCUUGUUGUUGCAUAAAGUGUCAGAGGUGUCUACGGGGACAUUUAUCGGCUUGUGCUUCGCACCUUUGUCAAGCUGCCACCACCACCCUCCUGACCAUUGGUAUUGAAAACCCAUUAGUACUUCAGGGUUUGUCAGUUUUCUUCUGGAUUUGCCAGUGGGUUGUUUCGUGA